AAAAAAUGGCGGCCUAGUGGACAUGUAGUGCACUAGUCCGCUCCUCUCUUCGUGUUGCCCCUUAGUACACUGUGUAGGGGAAAAAGGGCCGUUUGACAUUACGACCACAGUAGAACUCCCAUCGACAUUUUGGGAGUCGGAAUAUAUAAAUAUUCUCACUUUCAGUUGUGUGUGUUUUUGGUGUGUUUAAUAUGGUUCACACGUGUGUGGUUGCAGGAUGUCGGAACAGGAGCACCCCCGGUACUGCUUUAUCCUUCUACAGGUUUCCUCGCGAUCCGGAGAGGAAGCAGCGCUGGAUUGCUGCUGUGAAUCGUAAGGGCUGGGUGCCAAACGAGGGCAGCAGACUCUGCAGUAACCACUUCAUUUCAGGUAAGCAAGUGAAGAAUCCCAGAUCUCCAGACUACGUCCCUUCAGUGUUCUCUUCUGAUGCACUAUCCCAAAACAUUAAAGAAGCCAAUGCAUUUGAGCCAUGUGACAAACAGGAAGCACAAGUUGAGGCUGCAAAUGCUUUACUUUUCCUACAAGGUCAGGGACAUUUAAUUAAAGGCCAUCAGUGUGAAGGUGAGCCUAAAAGCACUUCAUCCUGUCUGAACAGUGAUGAUGAAAGGAAAGAUGAAGUGAUGGAAAAAAUCGUUUUAGGAUGUCAAAACGAGAGCAAACAAGAAGAGGCAACAAGAAUCUGUUUCACAAAAUCUGUUGUUUAUGAGGCCAAAGUAAAUGCGCUCAGAAAAGAGAACAUGAAACUGAAGGAGUCCAUAGAGAAGAUGUCUCUCAAUGAAGCAUCUUUUAAGAACGAUCCAGAAAAGGUUCAGUUCUACACAGGAUUACCAAAUUAUUUUGUCUUCGAAACAGUCAUGUGGCUUCUUGUGCCGCAUAUGAAAGGGGACAAAAAUGCCAAGCUUUCAGUGUUCCAGCAAUUACUUUUGACUUUAAUGAGACUCAGACUUGAUCUUAGGAAUCAGGACUUGGCUUACCGUUUUGGAGUUAAAGUCCCCACAGUAACCAGGACUGUUCAUCGAAUCAUCGACAUAAUGUUCACCACGCUGGUACCCACUGCUAUAUUCUGGCCGUCUAGAGUGGAACUCCGGAAAAACUUGCCAGAAGUGGUGAAGUGUGCACAUCCAGACUGCGCUGUGAUUAUAGACUGCUUUACAGUAUCCCUUGAAAAAGCAGUCAGUAUUGAUACGCAUUAUCAUGGCUCAGGAGCAACUGGUUUUAGCAGUGAGCUCAAAUACGUGAUUGGUGUUGCCCCACAGGGGGCGGUCAUGUUUGUCUCCAGAGGAGCACCUGGUAACAUUAGCGAUAAGACCUUGGUCGAGAGCUGUGGUCUCCUUCAUAAGCUCCUGCCUGGAGAUGUGGUUCUGGCUGAACAUGAUUUUGGCAUUAAGGACUUGGUGGGAGCUCACAGAGCUGAUAUCCUGAUUCCCCGUAGUGAACUUCAUGAAACUGAACAGAGUAAUCUUGACACAAUAGAUGAACCUUCACUGGCUGCCUCGCAAAGAGUUAAUGUGCAUAAGCAUGUGGAGCGGAUAAUACAAAUGGUGAAAAGGAGAUAUUCUAUGCUGGCUGGACCAGUGGAGAAUGCUUUUACAGUUAUAGAUCGUAGCACCAGCGUGAACACUUUUGACAAGAUGGUACAGGUUGCAUGUGCCUUAAAUAACCUGUGUAUUUCUGCUGUUCCUCAUGAAUGACUUGCAUCGUAGAAUAUAUUAAGCAUCAGGAGGAUACACAAUGUUUCUCAAAGGAUCACAAUUGAUAGACUUUAUAUGCGUAUGGAAACACAUUGUAGCCAUUCAGUUGUUUCAGUUCAUGUAGAGCCUCUAGUUUUAUCAUCAAGACUGCACACUGCAUGUAAACCCUAGCUUGUCAGCUAUCCAAACAACUAUCUGUGAACUAUCUAUGAACCUUUAGCAGCUGGCACAUGCAUCACAGUUAAAAUAUGUAUUCUCUAGAGCUUCUGACAACAAUGUGCUGAGCACCUGAUAUUCAAACCAGCCACUGAAUAUGUUAGCAAUUAUUUAUUAUUUAUUUGUGAAAUAAAUGCAACUAGUACAUAGCA
Messenger RNA from Silurus meridionalis, 2059 nucleotides. RefSeq lists its product as uncharacterized. The transcript is spliced from 2 exons. The coding region runs from base 192 to 1691 and encodes 499 amino acids. Lineage: Eukaryota; Metazoa; Chordata; Actinopteri; Siluriformes; Siluridae. The record is from RefSeq and is a predicted model, not a curated record.